UGCAAGCAAUGUCGUUGUUAUUUGUUUGGUUUUUAUUUUGCGAAUAAAACAAAUUAUUAAGUUAUUUUAAAAAGAACAACAAUUUGUAUUAAAAACACAUAACAUCAACAAAUUAAAAAUAUCAAAAUGGAAGUUGAUGAGGUCGAUGAUGGCUCUAUAAAUUUAGCUGGAAAAAUUAAGUCCAUUUAUGUUAAGAACUUUGUGACUUAUGAUGAGUGUGUUAUGCAUCCCACGGAGUAUCUUAACAUAAUAAUUGGUCCAAAUGGCACUGGAAAGUCAACACUUGUUGCUGCCAUCGUUCUCGGGAUGGGUGGAAGUGCGAAGCUUUUGGCUCGUUCUUCGGCAAUCCAGGAAUACAUCAAGAAUGGCAAAUCGGAAGCUGCUAUUAGCAUUAAGAUCUACAUAAAUAACCAACGAGAAACUAAAGAAUUCGUGAGGGAAUUCGAUUCGGAUGGCAAAUCACAAUUUAAGAUAAACGAUGUUACCGUCAACCACAAAGGCUAUAUGCGAAGCAUUGCAGAAUUUAAUAUUCAAGUCGAUAAUUUGUGCCAGUUCCUGCCACAGGAUCGUGUUCAGGAUUUUGCUAAGAUGAAUGCCAAAGAGCUCUUAAAUAACACAAUAGCCUCCGUUUGUGAACAAAGUGUUAUUGACCAAUUCGAUGAACUCAAAGAUUUACAAAAAAAGAAACAAAAUACCAAAAGUAUUUUAAUUGAUGAUGUUAAUCGAUUGAAUGAUUUAAAACAUCGUAAUGAAGGUUUAAAACAAAUUAUUGAAAGAAUGGCAACAAGAAAGAAAUUCGGAGAAACCAUUAAAAUUUGUAAUGCAAAGAAAUUAUGGAUCGAAGCCAAAGAACUGAAAGAGAAAGCUUCUGAAAUUCGUACACAUUUAGAAGAUGCUGACAAAGUUGUCAGCGAAAAACAAGCAGCUUAUGAUAAACUUAUGGAGGAACAAAAUAAAAUAGUUAAGAAAACAGCUGAUCUUGCAAAUGAACAACAAAAAUGUGGUGCCAAAUGUGCGGAAGUUCUUGCAAAAAUUGAUAUUACCAUCACAAACAUUGAUGAUCUGUCAUCUAAAAUAAGAACAGCACAGCAUGAAAUUGAGAUCAAAAAAAAAGAAAAAAUUGAACGUGAUAAAGAAAUCGAUGUGGAGUCGGAAAAUGUGAAAAAGAAUAAAGAAGAAUUAGUGCAAGCAGCAUCAGUCAGUGGAACUAAUCAGGAACGUGCUGCUAAACAAGAAGCAAUAACGGAGUCUUUGAGUAGUCUAAAAGUCCAAAUACAAGCUCAAAUGGCAAAACGUUCUGAAAUUAAUAAAGUUAUUGAUGAAGAAUAUGUUGCUGAAGUGCACAUGUUAAAACAACGUAUUCAAUCAAUGGAGAGCUUUAAGGAACAACGUUUAAAGCUGUUAGAGACAAGAUUUAAAGAUCAAUACAAAGCCGUCAUGUGGCUUAGAGCGAAUCUAGACAAGUUUGAAGGUCGCGUAUAUGAACCAAUGAUAUUAGAAUUAAACGUCCAAGAUCCAAAUAACGCGAAAUAUUUUGAAAAUACAAUUGCCUUAAGAGAUCUUCUGGCUUUUACUUGCGAGAGCAAAACUGACAUGUCCAAAUUAGUUGAUAUUCUAACAAUUCAACAAAGUUUACCUAUAAGUAUUUUAUAUUCUCCGCCAGCCGCACAAUGUGAAUAUCGUCCAAGUCAACCCAUAAGUGCUUAUAGCGGUUAUGGAUUUUAUGCAUAUCUAAUUGAUCUGCUCGAAGGUCCGCCGUCAAUUUUGAAUUACCUCUGUAAGAAUUAUAAUAUCGAAAAGAUUCUUGUUGGUACGGAAAACGUUAAUGAUUCCGUUGAAUCAUUACCCACAAGCCUUCGACAUUUCUAUGGAGGAAACGUACAAUAUCAUGUUUCAAUAUCAAAGUAUUCAGGCAACUCAUUAAGAUCACAAACUAGAAUUCAGAGCCGUAACUUGUUAUCUAGUGUUAAUAAGACUGAAUUAAGUGCCUUAAAAAAGAGAUAUCAGGAAAGAGUUCGAGCAACAGACGCUUUACGCAACGAACGUUCUCAAAUCGAAGCCAAAACCGACGAAUUGGAACAUCGACGAAUGGAAGUUAUGAAAGAACAGCGACAACUCGAAAUGGUCAAUAGCAGACUGAGAGACUUAAAAGAAAGACUCUCAAGAAAUAUAAGAAAGCUAAAAGCUCUCACAGACGCUGGUUUCGACCUUCCUCGUUUUCUAGAAUUUCAAAAAGAGAAAACAAAAUUGUACGUUAAGGAAAUCAUUGAGUAUCAGGAAAAGAAAGUAAAAUGCUUGAUGGAAUAUCAAAAAGCCUUACAAGAAAAAGAAUUUGCUGCAGCUCGUUCGAAUAUUUUUCGACUUGAAAAUGAACAGCUUAAUCGAUCAAUAACUGAUUCUACAGAGCAAUUAGUUAAAGCAAAGAAACUUGUUGAAAAUAUUAAAGCGUCAAUGGAAACAGCUGGUAAAAAGUAUCGUUUAAGAUUAGUCGAAGCUAAGAACCUAACGAACGGUCUAAAGCCUACAGAUCCAAAUUUCCCAUACACAAUGCAAUUUUCAGAGCUUCCUGACGAUUUGGAAAGUCUGAAAGACGUCAUAAAUGAUACAUCAGCACGUUUAGAAUGUUUGGGGGAAAAUGAUAAAAAUGUAACUGAAGAAUAUGAACGUCGAAUUGAACAAAUCGAGGCUCUAUCACUUGCCAUUGAAGAGGCCAAAAGUGGUGAUGCGAAUCUUCAGGAACAAAUGGAAGCAAUUUAUAGUGAAUGGAUAACAGAAAUCAAUCGAAUUGUUGAGGUUUUAAAUAAGAACUUCAGCAAUUUCAUGAAAAAUAUGGAUUAUGUUGGGGAGGUGCUGUUAGCAAUGAAAGAUCAGUGGGAUUUCGAAUCGUAUGGUAUUCAGAUAUUAGUACAAUAUCGUAGUGGUGUUAAAUUGCAGGUACUUGAUAGAUACGUUCAAUCGGGUGGAGAGAGAGCUGUGGCUAUUGCUAAUUAUACUUUGUCACUUCAACAAUUAACUCAUGUUCCUUUUCGAUGCGUUGAUGAAAUCAAUCAAGGAAUGGAUCCUAGAAAUGAGAGGAGGAUAUUUGAUAUGUUGGUAGAUGAGACAACCAAAGCAGGAAGUUCGCAAUAUUUCUUUGUCACACCAAAGCUCCUUCCAAAUUUAAGCUGCAACGAACGAAUGACUGUACACGUAGUAUUCAAUGGAAAAUUUGUAAAACCAAAAAAUGCAUUUGAUUUUAAUUGAUCUUAGGUAUUUUCAUAUGUACGUACAUACAAAUUUUACUUAAGACUAAGAGAUUAUUUAAAUGUUAUUUAUUAAUUUAUAAAAGUACCUACAUACAUAUUAAAAAUAUAAAUAAAAGUUUAUGUUAUCAUAAUAAUUUUUGAAAAACUCAAACAUUAUUGUUACGUUUCUUUUUUUAAAAGUAUUCCAUAUUAAUUUACUUGCUGUUUGAAGUUAAAUUCAAUUUAUUAUUCAUUUUUAUUUACCAACAAAUAUUUAAUUAAGUAAAUAACAAUAGUUUAUUCCUUUUUUUUGUUGAAGUACUCGUAAUAAUCUUAAGUAAUGUGGUGGAAAUAUAAGUUAACUAAAAACA
Messenger RNA from Eupeodes corollae, 3595 nucleotides. RefSeq names its product structural maintenance of chromosomes protein 5 (gene SMC5). NCBI's taxonomy places the organism in Eukaryota, Metazoa, Arthropoda, Insecta, Diptera, Syrphidae. Gene Ontology annotation, biological process: double-strand break repair via homologous recombination. Bases 127 to 3243 code for a protein of 1038 amino acids. The record is from RefSeq and is a predicted model, not a curated record. The transcript is spliced from 18 exons. Gene Ontology annotation, molecular function: ATP binding; ATP hydrolysis activity. Gene Ontology annotation, cellular component: Smc5-Smc6 complex.